This is a messenger RNA of Phaeodactylum tricornutum CCAP 1055/1, 1183 nucleotides long. RefSeq lists its product with no specific name. The record is from RefSeq and is a predicted model, not a curated record. Lineage: Eukaryota; Bacillariophyta; Bacillariophyceae; Surirellales; Neidiaceae. The transcript has a single exon. Bases 59 to 1183 code for a protein of 374 amino acids.
CAAUUUCGCUACAUUUGGUCGAAACUAUCCUGUAAAGCAAGAUUUUUCUCGUCGACACAUGUCUAACAACGGCGAUAGUAGCAGCCCGUUCGCAUGGCUUGGUCUUUUGAAAUGGUCGCUCUCUUAUACGGACGGGACGAGACCGUCGGACGAGAGCAUGAGUCCAAUGAGUACCGAAGAUAGGGCCUUUCUUGAAGCCGUCAUGAAGGAGGGGAUUAUCGAUGAGAAUGAGAGAAUGAAAUCGAUUUUAAAAGAUGUCACUGGAAUGAUGGAAAAGUGGAGGCAGGAACCAGCUACGGACGAAGAGGGCGACCAUGCUGAAGACUUGCUACAGGAACUACGCGAUAUUGUGGAGCAAAUCGACUAUGCCCGUGCUUUUUGCUCAAUGAAAGGACUUCCGUUUCUCCUAGGAUGCGUCGCUGAGCGGGACCAUAUGCCCGUGGCGACUCGUGCUAUGUGCCUUGGAAUCAUUGCUACGCUAUGCGCGAAUAACCCCCCUGUCCAGAAAGAGCUGCUCGAACUAGGUGCAAUUGGCGCACUAAGCCGAUUGUUUUUUCUGGAAUCUGAAUCCGCUUCCAACACGGAUCAUCAUGGCCAGAUGCGUGCGAAAAUUAUACAAGCAAUCGGCUCCAAUGUGCGCUCGCACGAACUGGCAGAAACUGUCUUUUGCGAGCUACCCCAGGCACCGACUUUGAUAGAGAUAGGUUUGGGCCUGACACACUCUGAAUCCCCUCCGCCGUUCGCUGUACGACAACGCACACUAUUUUUCUUUCGCGCCUUGAUCACCUCUGAUUCAUCCACGCGAAUCCGCGUUCAAAAAUUUGGUCCUCUCAUUGCGCAGGUUGCCCAACUGCUGUUGGACGAUCAAAUCGAAGGAUCACAGGAGCUUCGAGAAAUGGCGCUCUCAAUGGUGGAGCAAAUAUUGGAUCAACAGAAGAGUGUCGACUGUAUUGUGCAGCACAAAAAUUCUCUUGUGGCUUUAGGCGUUCGCAGAAUUGCCGCAAUGCGUGCCUUGGAUGGAGAGGAGAAAGUUUUCGCUGCGAUGGAGUUGGAAAGUUGGGAACGACUCCUCGUAUUAUUGGCUCGCGCAAUUCCUGACGGACCAGAAGCGGCUGCGGAGCCCGUAUCUUUGUUACAGGACGGCAAAACGCACGGUAGCAGCGGCGCACUGGCCCAAUCAUAA